Zingiber officinale is the source of this 726-nucleotide messenger RNA. Its product is annotated as FCS-Like Zinc finger 3-like. The transcript is spliced from 2 exons. Lineage: Eukaryota; Viridiplantae; Streptophyta; Magnoliopsida; Zingiberales; Zingiberaceae. Bases 60 to 488 code for a protein of 142 amino acids. The record is from RefSeq and is a predicted model, not a curated record.
CAUCGCUCGUAGCCACAGCAGAGACGUCGCCGUUUGUUCGCUCGCCCUCUCUCAUUCUCAUGGAUUCCUCCGUCUCCUCUACCGAUCUCGAGUCCGGGUGCCCUCCUCCACCCGACGAUCUCCGUCCACGUCGCGCUCCGCCGUCCCAAUAUGCUCUGAGGCCUCGGAAGCCGCCCUCCUCCUCCUCCUCCUCCCCGCUCGGCCGGUUCUUCUGCGACGGGUUGGAUGACGAGCAGCCGAUCCACUUCCUCGACGCUUGCUUCCGCUGCCUCCGGCCGCUCGCCGGAAACCGAGACAUCUUCAUGUACAGAGGGGAUUUGCCGUUCUGCAGCGUGGAGUGCCGGCAGGAGCAGAUCGAGAUGGAUGAGGGAAAGGAGGUCAGGAAGAACUGGAAGCUCGCUCGCAGGCCUUCUCUCCGGCCCGUGGGAUCCAACGGCGGCGAUAGCCCGCCCAAAUCUCACAAAACCGUCGUCGCCGCCGCCAUGUGACGGCCGAUUGAGCUUGGGAUUCCUCGUAUUUAACGCCGGAGGAAGAAAUUAAGCAAAGAGUAGCGAGAUCCAAACAUCACGCACUGUGUAAUUGCUGGAAAACCCGACUUUUUUUUUCCUUCACUCUUCUUUUCGAUGUCGAUCUCGAAGUAAAUGGGAUAAAUCUGAGUUCCCUGAACCCUGAUCUCAAGGUUUUCAUGAUCGAUUUAAUUAAAGAGAAAAACAAACUUUUUUACUA